Ustilaginoidea virens is the source of this 1674-nucleotide messenger RNA. RefSeq lists its product as uncharacterized. The coding region runs from base 1 to 1674 and encodes 557 amino acids. The transcript has 5 exons. Gene Ontology annotation, biological process: transmembrane transport. Gene Ontology annotation, molecular function: transmembrane transporter activity. NCBI's taxonomy places the organism in Eukaryota, Fungi, Ascomycota, Sordariomycetes, Hypocreales, Clavicipitaceae. The record is from RefSeq and is a predicted model, not a curated record.
AUGAGCGACCCUGUCUCUCAGAAGCCUUCCAAGCCCAAGCUGCCCGUGCAGCAGCUGACGAUUCUAGCCUUGGCGAGAUUCGCGGAACCACUCGCGAGCACUUCCAUCUUUCCAUAUCUCCCUCAGAUGGUCCGGGAUUUCGGCGUUGAAGAGAACGAGGUUGCCAAGUGGGCCGGCCUGACAUCCGCCGUCUUCUCCCUAUUUCAGAGCGCGGCUGCUGUGCCCUGGGGUAAGGUUGCAGAUCGGUGGGGGAGGAAACCGAGUCUGAUCGUCGGCCUGUUCUGCACCAUGGUGUGCUUCUUGGUAUGGGGCUUGUCAACAAGCUUGCCCAUGGCCAUUGCGGUGCGGGCUGUUCAGGGCGCCAGCAACGGGAACGUGGGCAUCAUCCGUACCGUGGUGGCUGAGCUCGUCCCCGAGAAAGAGCUCCAGCCCCGCGCGUUCUCCGUCAUGCCGCUCGUAUGGUCUCUCGGCUCCGUUGUCGGUCCAGCCUUUGGUGGGCUUUUCGCGGAUCCUGCCCGACAAUACCCGGCCCUGUUCGAGGGUGUUUGGUUCUUUGAAAAGUUUCCCUACGCUCUUCCUAAUCUGAUUGCCGCGCUCUUCUUCCUCGUCUCUCUGACCAGUGCAACGCUCUUCCUCAAAGAAACUCUGGCUUCCAAACGAGAUCAAGGUGAUUGGGGCAUCGAGUUCGGUAAACGCCUCGGCCGAGCCCUCUCGCGUCGACGCACCCAAGACCACCAACGGCGCCAAUCGUUUGUGGACGGCGAAGCCACUGCCCCCCUCCUGGCCAGCAACGUGCAAAACGGACGCAAGAAAACUGCAAACUCGCGCGCCCAUCGAUUUAUCGACAUCUUCACCAACCAGACCGUCCUCAUCAUGUUUGCCUACUUUUUCCUCGCAUUUCACUCCGUGGCAUACGACCAAAACGUGACCGUGUUCCUCAACUACCCCGUCGUGGAACACACCCCUGAAAACACCAAGCUUCCUUUCUAUUUCAACGGAGGCUUCGGGCUGGAAUCGGGAAUGAUUGGCACAAUCUUCAUGUUUUACGGCAUCGCGUGCGGCCUUGUCCAGUUCAUACUAUUCUCUCCCAUGGUUGCUCGAUGGGGCGUGCUGAACUGCUACAAAGCGUGCUGCGUCGUGAUGCCAUUCGUGUACCUCCUCACACCGUAUACCUCGCUGUUUCCAACCUAUACGACGCGCAUGCUGGCCCUGGCCUUUGUCCUCGCCCUCAAAGCGUUCUCCAUCAUUGUCGCUUUUCCCGCCGUCGUCAUCCUGCUGACAAACGCCUGCACCUCGCUCCGUAUCCUCGGCACGCUGAAUGGGUUCGUCACCAUGUUCAGCGGCUUCGGCAGAGCCAUUGGCCCAGCUAGCACCGGCCUGGCGUUUACCUGGGGCGCCAAGCACGGGUACAUCAUCGCCGCGUAUUUUUUUCUCGCCUUGAUGGCUAUUCUAGGCGCCAUUCCUGUCUUUUGGGUAGUCGAAGGUGAAGGUCCCACCGCAUCCCCGGACAAUAGCGACGUGGAGGACAACGAUACUUUGGUUGGGAGCAGCUUGCUCGCGAACGCGUCCGCCAUUGAGGACUCGGACGACGACUCACGCGAAUCAGAGCCUCUGCUUGGCAGCUCACAGCCUCCCACCACAUACAAGACGAGCGAUUCUCGUGCGCGAAACUAA